GCACUCGGACUCUAUACGUUUGUGAAUUAGACUGGCAACAGUGUAAAGACCGAAAAUCUAAAAAAUGGCGGCGGUAGCAGCAGCUAAAGUUCAAGAAGUUCGAGAAGUUACUCGAAUUGAGAGGAUUGGUGCUCAUUCUCAUAUCCGUGGAUUAGGUUUAGAUGAUUCUCUGGAUCCAAGGCCGGUUUCUCAAGGAAUGGUUGGACAAAUGCAAGCACGUAGAGCUGCUGGUGUUAUUUUAGAAAUGAUAAAGGAAGGAAAAAUUGCAGGCAGAGCAGUUCUUAUAGCUGGUCAGCCUGGAACAGGAAAAACUGCUAUAGCAAUGGGUAUGGCUCAAGCACUUGGAUCAGAUACUCCUUUUACAGCUAUAUCUGGAAGUGAAAUUUUUUCUUUAGAGAUGUCCAAAACAGAAGCUCUUACUCAAGCAUUUCGCAAGUCAAUUGGAGUAAGAAUUAAAGAAGAAACUGAAGUUAUAGAAGGAGAAGUGAUAGAAAUUCAAAUUGAUAGACCUGCUACAGCUACUGGAGCAAAGAUUGGCAAAUUAACUUUGAAAACUACAGAAAUGGAGACAAUAUAUGAUUUAGGACAGAAAAUGAUUGAAUCAUUAACUAAAGAGAAGGUACAAGCUGGAGAUAUAAUUACUAUUGACAAAGCUACUGGAAAAAUUACUAAACUAGGGAGGUCUUUUACACGAGCUCGAGAUUAUGAUGCCAUGGGUCCUCAGACAAAAUUUGUUCAGUGCCCAGAAGGUGAAUUGCAAAAACGUAAAGAAGUAGUGCAUACAGUGACGUUACAUGAAAUUGAUGUAAUCAACAGUCGAACGCAGGGAUUUUUAGCAUUAUUUUCAGGUGAUACUGGUGAAAUUAAGGGAGAAGUCAGAGAACAAAUAAAUGCCAAAGUAGCCGAAUGGAGAGAAGAAGGAAAAGCAGAAAUCGUUCCAGGCGUAUUAUUUAUUGAUGAAGUACACAUGUUAGACAUAGAAUGUUUUUCGUUUUUAAAUCGUGCCAUGGAAAGUGACCUUGCUCCUGUUUUAAUUAUGGCAACUAAUCGAGGCAUAACUAGAAUUCGUGGUACUAAUUAUCAGAGUGCUCAUGGACUUCCCAUCGAUCUGUUAGACAGACUUGUUAUUAUAUCAACUUCACCUUAUGAAGAAAAGGAAAUAAAACAAAUUCUUAAAAUAAGAUGUGAAGAAGAAGAUGUAGAAAUGAGUGAUGAUGCUCUUACUGUUCUUACAAGAAUUGGAAUGGAAACAUCUCUUCGCUAUGCAAUUCAGUUAAUUACAACAGCCAAUCUUGUUUGUCGUAAAAGAAAAGCAACAGAAGUAGCCAUAUCGGAUGUUAAGAGAGUCUAUUCAUUAUUUUUGGAUGAAUCUCGCUCGACACAAUUUCUUAAAGAAUAUCAACAAGAAUUUAUGUUCAACGAGAUGGGUAUAGAUACAGAAGGAGAAACAAUGGAAAUAUCGUGAUGUUUUACAGUAAAUAUAGUAAUGCUACUGGACAA
Centruroides sculpturatus (bark scorpion) is the source of this 1500-nucleotide messenger RNA. RefSeq names its product ruvB-like 2 (gene rept). The transcript is spliced from 12 exons. Bases 65 to 1465 code for a protein of 466 amino acids. Gene Ontology annotation, molecular function: ATP binding; ATP hydrolysis activity; DNA helicase activity. Gene Ontology annotation, cellular component: NuA4 histone acetyltransferase complex; Ino80 complex; Swr1 complex. Gene Ontology annotation, biological process: chromatin remodeling; box C/D snoRNP assembly; regulation of transcription by RNA polymerase II. NCBI's taxonomy places the organism in Eukaryota, Metazoa, Arthropoda, Arachnida, Scorpiones, Buthidae. The record is from RefSeq and is a predicted model, not a curated record.